AUUUUCCAAUAAAUAACUAAAAUUAUAUGUACACAUAUAACUACAAUAUAAUAUAUUAAAAGCGAGGUCUAUGGAAACAGUAAACAGAACAUCUGUGUAACUGUGUUAUAGGAAUUGUCCUUUCCCCCGCACGAGAGUUAAUAAAGUUACAUUUACAUUCAUAUCUGUUUUUCAGAACAUUAAGUAUAUUUAGUAACAAUGCAGGACCAAGUAGUUGCAGGUAGCUCUUUGAUUGAUGCAGAUGAUGAUGAAGAAUCAUUUUUCCAAGACAUCAAUUGUCUUCAAGAUCAUGGGAUCAAUGCAUCCGAUUUAAAGAAGCUCAAGUUGGCAGGAAUAUGUACAGUAAAGGGUGUUCAUAUGACCACAAGGAAACAUUUGUCACAUAUUAAAGGUAUUUCGGAAGCAAAAGUCGAUAAGAUCAAAGAGGCCGCUUCAAAAAUGGUGACUCCAGGCUUUGUUACUGCACUGAACUUCAGUUCCAAGCGCAAGCAAGUGUUUAAGGUUUCAACUGGCAGUGAGGACUUGGAUAAACUUUUAGGGGGUGGUAUUGAAAGUAUGGCAAUAACUGAAGUGUUUGGGGAGUUUCGAACUGGUAAGACUCAGCUCUCUCACACGUUGUCUGUGACAACUCAAAUCCCAGGGGCUAAGGGUUACAUGGGUGGAAAAGUGGUGUACAUUGAUACGGAAAACACAUUUCGACCUGAUCGCUUACGACCAAUUGCUGACCGUUUUAAUCUAGAUCAGAAUGCAGUUCUAGAUAAUGUAAUGUAUGCGAGGGCUUAUACAAGUGAGCAUCAGAUGGAACUUUUGGAUCAUGUUGCUGCUAAAUUUCAUGAAGAAGCUGGUAUAUUUAAACUUCUAAUUGUUGAUUCCGUGAUGGCCUUGUUUCGUGUGGAUUUUAGUGGAAGGGGUGAAUUGGCAGAUAGGCAGCAAAAGCUAGCACAGAUAAAAUUUAUGAUAGCCCAGACAUGCCAGAGUCAGAAGCUACAUUUUCUAUCACAAAUGGUGGAAUUGCUGAUGCAAAAGAAUAAUUUGAAACUGAACUGAAUUUUUAAAUAUUAUUUUAACCUAAAUAACUUUAUUAAUAUAAAAGACCAAAUUAAUAUUUGCCACGAAUAAUAUUGAGAGUUGAGACCAAAUAAUGAACUCCAAGAUUUUCUUGUUAAUUUGAUGUUUUGUUGUUGCAUUGACGUAUACACGAUUACGCAGUGAUUUUGUUUCCUUGUUUUGUAGUUAAAUUGUGUUUUUUUUUGUUUAUUUUAUAG
Messenger RNA from Ciona intestinalis (vase tunicate), 1265 nucleotides. NCBI's taxonomy places the organism in Eukaryota, Metazoa, Chordata, Ascidiacea, Phlebobranchia, Cionidae. The record is from RefSeq and is a predicted model, not a curated record.